UCCAAUACACACAUGCAGCCUGUCAAUCAGUAUGUUGUGUUAGUUCGUGGUUUUAACUGUGAAAUUAUGAGAAAAAUAGAUGGAUUCAAAGUGGAUUUUUGUGAGUAAUUGGGUUGAGUACAAUGGGGGAAACUAAUAUUGUUGAGGACUGGCUUAAAUCUAUCAAUUUAGAUAAAUAUGCUCAACAAUUUCUUGAUAAUGGGUACGAUGAUUUAGAAAUUUGUAAACAAAUUGGUGCUGACGACCUAGAGGCCAUCAAUGUUGAUGAUGCUGACCAAGGUGCCAUUCUUACUGCUGUAAAAGAAUUGAAAGAAAAGGGUGGGACGUCUGUGUAUCUUACACUGGAACAAGAUCAGACUCCACAGCGUGAAUCCAGGGCAAGGAAUGGCCAAGUUCCCGUGCGCCCAACGCUGGACAAUCUACUGGCUGACGUGCCACCCCCAUCUCCAGCAAAUGGUCUGUCUCAGGAUGACCCCAGAAGCAUUGAAGGUGAAAGGUCAAAAGAGGGUAAAGAGUAUGAAGGUGGCUUGGUACAAGAAAACCUUGUAAUCUACCCCAAAUCCCAGCUGACGUUGAUACUGCGAGACAAGGUGUUCGAUGACAGGAUUGACCUUGCAGGGCCUCCAUAUACUGCACAGAACCUUGCCCCUUGCUGGAGCAGCCUGACAGCACUGGCCAUUAAGUAUGCAAGGGAUCUUUGUACGCACGUGGAAGCUGUGCUGGACCGCCUCGAGGACGUCCGCUGGUGGCUCGUCUCCCAGGAUACAGCCUCUGUGUAUUCGCCUGCGUCGAUGACGUCGUCAGGGGUUGAGGAUCCCUACUACAUGUCUUCGCUGUAUGCGGGAUCCCCACGUGGUGGACCGCCUCCCAUUCCUUCUGUCCCACCACCCGAGGUCAGUCACAUGGAUGGGUAUGGUCAGCUGCACAGCAUACAGACCAGGUACUCCGACGCCCAAGGUCAUGCCAACUAUGUCACCUUGGAUACUGGCAUGUGUUGUGUAUUCCCAAAGAAAAAGGUUAAAGGGGAGACAGACGCUGGCGCAGAGAAAAAGAAGACAUCAACGCUGGGCCGACUUUUCCGUAACAUGGGCUUCAGAAGGUCCAGUAGAAAACACUCGUACAAAAAACAUGAUGGUGAUUUGUUAGCGCACGAGAUCACUAUGGGCGACAAUGACCGUAUAGCGCUGAUGCAGAUGGUGAAGGAGGGGAGAAUCUCUACAGACACUGCCCUACAAGUGCACCCUGACCCACUUCCCAAGGUGAGGAAGUUUGAGGAGGAGAGAAGAAGGGACAUAGACCAACAGCAGGAGUUGGCUGCUGUAAAGGACAAAAAAGGAAAGAAGAAGAGCCACUCCCUCAAACCUACCAAGUCUCCAUCCAUCAACUACUCAGAUGGUAUUUGUGAGGGUUGUGGGCUUGGCCCUGCAGAGGGAUACCCAGGUGUCGGGUUCUCGGGCCAGUGUCGGGCAUGCCAGGAGGGUGGGUGCCGUCACCGGCGAGUCCACAGUGUGAGCCACAUCGCCUACCCUGCCCAGCUCCACUCCCCCGGAGCGGGGCGUGCCCUCUCCUGCUCACCGAUGCGCUCACACUCACAGCCCGGCCAGAACUCCACCCUGAACUCGCCUGUUGGAUAUGCAGCGGGAAAAAUGGGCACAAACAUUUAUACACCGGUCAUACCUCAUGAACUAAAGAUGUACACUGGCUCCCGGGGAAUGUAUGGUGUGCACGGGAUCGAUAUGAUAAAAGAUCGACUAAGUGUAAUAAAAACCUCCUCAUGUGUUCAUAAGACUCAGUCAAAGGCAUCAUUAAUUUCGUCAGAAUCGGACCAUUCUAUGGAGUGUUCAGCCCACCUUGCGAGCCAGCUCGAGGCUCAAGCAGAAGAGACAUACUUCCCCAGUAACGUGUCAAAUGUGUCCAUGGGGUCAGAAAUACUGCCCAAUGGCAGAAGACAGGCUGGCUCCUCUACCAUGGAGAAAAUGAGAAAUCAUAAGUGGGCGCGAACAGGAAGUGCUGGGCUUGGAGAGGACGGAAUGUCCAUGGAUACCGAUGACCUUGAUGACCCUGACAGGCAGUUGCUUGGCGGUGGUUCCUCUUCAUCGAACAUGAUGGAGAAGUUCAGAGGUGUCAAAAAUGAGAUGAGGAAGAGAAUAUUACAUACACGGGAUAUCAUUGGAGAUGGCAAGUCCCAGCACCUGUGUUCCGCAUACCAGUCUGUGCCGGGUGCCAGUUCGGGAGAGAGUUGUUCCAGCGGGGUGGGGAGCCAGACCAGCCAGGGCCCCUGGGUGGACCUGGAGGCGCCUGCACCAGGACUGGGGCCAGUACUGGGGCUUGCAAGGGUCCACUCCAACUAUACCCCCACCCAGGAGGAGAAGGACUUCCUGCAUAUGAAGAGGGGUGAGAGAGUACAUGUUAUGGAAGCGUCCAGUUCUGGCAUAUGGAAAGGUCGCAUUGACAAUCGUGUUGGCUACUUCCACUUUAACUUUGUUGACAUGGUGACGGAGAACACGCCCCUUAGCAACCGGAAGGACAAGUCAAGGAGACGGAUCAAUCGAAGGUCAAAGCCUCGUUCUGUAGAGGAACUGCUUCAGAGGAUCGGCCUAGAGCACCUUGCCCCAAUAUUCCUGAUGAAUGGGUUUGACAACCUUGAGAUAUUCGCAGAGAUCGACCAUGAUGACCUUAAUGCCCUGAACAUUCUCGAUUCGGAAUCCAGGACGAAGCUUAUCACAGCUGCAGAUUUACUCUCCGACUAUGAUGACCAGCCCCAGGACCAAUCUGGCAGAGUGAGUCGGUCGGCGACGGCAACCCCGACCAGUCAGCAGUAUGCAGUUCCCUGGACCAGCUUCCUUCCUGCCACCAAACCCUCUGGUGGCAGUCGUGACUCCGGCUGUUAUGACAGCAGUGAAUGUAUGAGCAGGGACAAUGAUCCCUAUGCUGGGAUUCAUGCCAGGAACCGUGUCAGUGGGGUGGAUAACAAGGAAAACUUACGACCUGUACGCCGGGUCGUCCUGCCUGUGCAAUAUGGGGGAAUGAAUCAAGAAUCAUUCCCAAGUGGUGCUAAAUUUGUGAGCGGAGUUAAAGAGGAGAAAAUUUAUUCUGAGGAGGACAGGGAAGUGUGUGAUUUGACUGGUUACCGUGGAAACAAGUUGGUACGGUCAUCUCCACAGUCAGCUAGUCUAGUCAAUGGCCAUGAAAGUGCUAGCAGUAACAGUAGUAGCAGUGAUGUGCACAGCCACUAUAGGUGUCUAAAUAUUCCCAUACUGGGGCCGGACUGGAAGGUGUUCUCUGAUUGCUGUUCACAAACCUCACCAUAUGGACCGUUGGAUGAAACUUGUGAUCAAACCAGUCAUCCAUACGUUGUGGACUCCCUUCCUGUAGCUAACAGUGUUCAAAACAGCCUGCUCACUCAACAGAGCUUGAGGAAAAAGUUUAAGCCCUAUGCAAAGAAGAUUUCACCUAGUGCUCCCAUGAAAGACGCUCAAGUCCAAGUUAUGUGCCCUUUAGGUGUUCAGCUUCAAUCCCCAGCUAGCCCACCAAAUGUUUCUAGUGUUAUGAACCAGUCUAUAACUAGUGUUGCAGACUAUAAAUCACAGACUGGUACACAAGCUAUAUUAACCCAAAGUAAAAUACAACACCAAAGUACAGAAAACGUGCCAAAGGAUAAAUCGGACAAUUCAGUUCAGUCACGGGUAUCUUACAUUUCCCAGAGUUCAAGGGAAGGAGACUCCGGGAGCGACGCUAGUACAGUGAAGUCAGAGAAACUGGGGAGUGAGUUAGAUCUGGGCCGAUGUACUCCAGACUCCAUGCUUGGGUCGGCCAACAAGAACUUCAAGUCCAUCAAACGCUCUGUGAUACCUAAGGUGACCUCAAAACUUGCUGCAGAAAACAUUGACCUGUCAGCAGAACCAUAUUCCUCUCCAGUGGGAGCGUGUGGGAUCCCGCCGUUGCUGGUUCAGAGAUAUGCGGAGGAGCUGAAGCAUGACUUGUUUAAGACGGCCCUCAUCCUGGACCAGGUCCGCAUACACAAACUAACCAGCCUCGGACGACCGUCGAUUCCAUCUGAGCAAUUGACAGAAAACAGCCUGGCCUCUUCGGAGUUAAAAAUCUCGUCCAUCCCUGACUUCUUUAUAUCCAUUGGCCUGCCGAUGUAUGCGGGGCCGAUAUUGAGCAUGGGCCACCAAACGGUAGACACCCUGGCAGGGCUCACAAUCAAGGAAAUCCAGGCCAUUACCAAGGCAGACCGCAAACACUUGAAGAGAAUUAUUCAUGCUCUAGAGUGGGUCCAGACUAGAUUGAAAUCUCCCGGUCGUAAACAGAAACCUUCUCCUGUGAAAGAUAAAGUGUAGUUUGUAAAUCAGAUUCUUAACCUCACUACUGUGUAGUUUGAUAUCAAUAAUGAUAUUAAAAUGUGCAAAUGCAUUACAUUUAUCUUUUUAUCAGUAGAAAAUUGUGAGCAUGACCAUGAACUUGUUUCUGUUGUAAUGUUUACCAUGUAUACAUGGAUUGACUGGAUGGGAGUUCUGUUAAGGUUACAUAUAUAUAUAUAUAUGUGACUAUUCCCAUUGAAGUUACACCUAGUUGUUCGAUUCAUCAUCAUUAUGGAAGAAAAUGUCAUGGUACUUGAUAAAAAUAUUUGGUGCAUAAUUUCAAUCAUAAUAAUCCUGAUAUAAAUGGCCAUGUUUAGUUAUUUUUUUUAGCUUUUUCAUAAAUUAUUUUGAUGAAUUUUCAGAUUUUAUUCUUUGUUGUGAGAUUAGAAGUUGUGAUGUUAUCUUUUAUAUAAAAGUAUACCUUAUUUAGACUUCCGUUUUUAGAGGUUGUGCAAUGCUUCUGUCUGCCAUUAUACUUUAUCACAUGUAUUUUUUACUUUUUAAACACUCAAGCCAAAUGAGAAUAUAGUAGUCAGAAUAUUGGUAAUAUUUUAUGUCAUAAUAUUUUUUUCUGUCAAAUUUCUAGAAUGGUGUGUGCAAUUGUUGUAAAAUCUCUCUGAAGUGGCUUUAUCAUUUGUUUUAUUGAUAAAAACAGUACAUGAUUAAUGGUACUUUUGAAUGUUUAACUUGCUGUAGAACCAAGGUUGUUCUCUUUUUGUUUCUUAUUUCUUGAAAAAAAUCUAUUUUUUUUACAAAUGUUUUAUAUGGCAUUGUAGACACAUAAAGAUUCCUUGUUCGGUGUCGUCCCUUCUGUUAGCAGGGUUGGCGUGGUAGGGAUUACUUUGUCUGUUGGGGUUAUGGGGUCAGUAGGUCAAAGGUCAUGGUUAUUGUGACCUUUGAUGGAAAAAAGAUGGCUGCUCCAAACAGGCAAACAUGUCUGAUUUGUGGAAUUCUAGUUCAAACAAAUUCUAUUAUUGUGGGUCUUAAAAAAACAACUUACAUGAAGCAGGUUUACACCCGUCCAUAAUGACAUUAGUAUUAAUAUAUUGUGGUAUAUGUCUAUCAAGUACAUAACUACUGUAAUUAAAUUAUUAGCAUAGUUCUAUUCGGUGACUAACUGCAAAAAAACAGAAGCCCGUUGCUAUUGGUGUGUUGCUAUCGGCUUGUGGUGCUUUAUUUGUCAUUAAGCCUUAAAUUCUAAACAGUUUAUUCUAUAUUUCUAACUGAAGAAAAAGGACGUACAUACACAGUUUUGAAACUUGUAAAAUAAAUCAUAAACAAAAUGAUUCUGGUGCCAUAGCAUGAAUUGCAUUUUAAAUGUACUAAGGAUGUUUUACAGGUUUGUUAACUGUCAAUAAUUGUAGUUUUUAUCAGUUUAAUACACAAAUACUGAAGAUAUAUUUGCUCCAGUUAAGCACUGUUAACCAACCUUAUCAUUUCUGUCUUCGAACAUUUCAUAUGCUUCCAAUUACAAUACUUUUGUACUUGAUCAUAACCAAUAAAUUAUUAAUACCAAAAACACCUUCUUUAGUUUAUUUCACAUUGAUUUCAAGUAUAUUUUAUAAUUUACUACUGUUGUAUGUUAUGAACCAAAUCACUACCAUUUAUCUUAUGUUUUACAUGUAUUCUUUUUAUUAUUGAAUACUCACAUCGUUCAAAGACUUGCCUACAAUGUUUAGAGCAGUAUUGUCCUGUAUACAUGUACAUCUGUUGUUAAAUAUUUACUUUAUCUUCAUGUUUCCUGUUUGUUGACGUGAUGUAUCAGAAAGUGGUCAUCUUAAUUUAUAUCUUGGAAACGUGAUUUGUUAGAUGCAUGAUUGUUUAAAUGUAUUAAAAAUAAAGUGAAAUACUUAAA
Messenger RNA from Mya arenaria, 6219 nucleotides. Its product is annotated as SAM and SH3 domain-containing protein 1-like. The record is from RefSeq and is a predicted model, not a curated record. The transcript is spliced from 19 exons. Gene Ontology annotation, molecular function: protein binding. Lineage: Eukaryota; Metazoa; Mollusca; Bivalvia; Myida; Myidae. Bases 123 to 4343 code for a protein of 1406 amino acids.